UUCUUCUCUCCCCAAUUCACUCUUCCCAAACUUUCUCUAUUCCCAUUUUACCCCUAACUUCAUUCUUCCAAAUUUCCAAUUCCAAAUGUUCACUUCUUCUCCUCCGUUAACCCUAACUCUACCACUCUCCGCCACCGUUAAACCACUUCUCACAUCACUAAAACCGUCUCUUCCAGCCACCGCACGCUCUCGCCGGAGAUUAACAAUCACCGCCGCCUCAGUUUCGACAUUCCUGGAGCCGCCUCUUCCAAUUGGCAAAACAAUGAGUUUAUACGAGAUGCUUAGAGUCAACAAAACGGCGUCACAAAUGGAAAUAAAGACGGCGUAUAGAAGCUUAGCGAAGCUUUACCAUCCCGACGCGAUCGUCCAUUACGAUGAAGAGGUUCGAUCGGACGGUCACGAUUUUAUGGAAAUUCAUAAUGCUUAUGAGACGCUGUCUGAUCCGGCGGCCAGAGCGCUUUAUGAUUUGUCUCUUGAAGCGUCGGCGUUGAGGAGACGGAGAUUUACGGACGGGUAUUACCCGACCCGGAGAUGGGAAACGGAUCAGUGCUGGUAGAUUUUUCAAUUUUGGACUUGUCAUUUAGGGUUUGUGUUUUCUAUUUUGGAAAUUAGAAUUAACGUGUAAACAUGUUAAUGUGGCAAUGUGUAGAGAAUUUUAGUGUAUAUUCUUCACCUUAACAAAGAAAUUAAAAAAGUAUAUAUUUAUAAAUGAAUUUUGUUUUUGAA
Mercurialis annua (annual mercury) is the source of this 726-nucleotide messenger RNA. RefSeq names its product chaperone protein dnaJ 11, chloroplastic. Bases 86 to 556 code for a protein of 156 amino acids. The transcript has a single exon. The record is from RefSeq and is a predicted model, not a curated record. Lineage: Eukaryota; Viridiplantae; Streptophyta; Magnoliopsida; Malpighiales; Euphorbiaceae.